CAACAUCACUAGCAACAUCACUAGCAACAUCACUAGCACACAGGGAUCAGCCGCUAAAGUGGUGGCCACAGGAGCGUUUACAGGCUUAAACUCGGAAGGAACAGCAUUGCCAGGGUACCGGUCAGGGUUCACCGGUGUUCAGAUCAACAACUCUCUCUCCAAUUGACUUCAUAUCGUCUGUAGAGAUGGCGGACGCAGGUGUUCCCGUUCAAGAGAAGGCUGCCCCUGUGGCUUCGGCGUCGGCACCUGGAGCAAUCCCUGCCGAGCAAGUGGUUUCCGAUAACCAGGUCGACGAGAAGACGUAUUGCGACAAUUCGGCCAGCAUCGAGGACCAUGACGAGCCCGAGCCACGCCUUCACACGAAGACGUGGCUCACGGUCUUCGCAGUCUGCCUGAUCUACUUUGCGCAGCUCAUCAACGUUGUUGGCGCAGGUGCUCGCGCACAAGAUAUUGCAAAGGUAGUCGGCGGCAAUGCCAACAGCACCUGGCUCACCUCUGCCGUUGCCAUCUUCACCACCGUCCUCUCUCCCCCAGUCUCCCAAGCGGCCGAUUACUGGGGCCGCCGAUGGUUUCUCAUCCUCCUCACCCUCUGCGGCGCCGUCGGCUCCAUUAUCGUUGCGCGCGCAGACACCAUGAACAUGGCCAUUGCGGGACAGUGUGUUGCCGGAAUCUCAUAUGGUGUCCAGCCUCUCCUCCACGCAGUCACCUCCGAGGUGCUGCCCCGAAAGUACAGACCAUACGCACAAGCCGCCGAUAACGUUGCGGCUUCGUUGGGAGGUCUUGUGGCUCUCCUCGUGGGAGGUGCCAUGACCCGGACCAACCCGGAGGGAUUCAGAAACUACUGGUACUUUUCGACUGCUAUCUACGCCAUCGCGACAGUUCUCUGCCUCGUCUUAUACAACCCACCAUCGUUGCCAACACAGCUCGGCCUCGCGCACUUCGAGAAGCUGAAGAAGCUCGACUGGAUCGGCUACUUCUUCCUCACUGCCGGCCUCGUCCUCUUCUGCAUGGGUCUCUCAUGGUCGCAGAACCCAUACGAUUGGCCAGAGGUCCAUAUCAUGGUGCCCUUUUUCAUCGGUAUUGCCUUCAUCGCAGCCCUGAUCGUCUACGAGACGCGCUUCAAGAAGGACGGCAUGUUCCACCACGGCCUCUUCAGCAACGGCCGCAACUUCUCCAUUGCGCUCUUCGGUAUCUUCGUUGAGGGCCUGGUCUUCUUCGCGGCGAACAACUACUUCGCCUUCCAGGCAUCCAUCCUCUACGAGACGGACCCGCUACGUGUCGGCGCCCGGUACGGGAUCAACUUCAUCAUCUACGCCCUCUUCGCCAUUCUCGCGGGCGCCUACUGCGCGACAACUAAGCAGGUCAAGAUCCCGACCGUGGGCGCCUUCGUCAGCAUGAUCAUCUUCUUUAUCCUCAUGGCUACGGCUGGCCCGUCAAGCGGUGAUCACGCAUGGGGAUACCCCGUAUUCUUGGGUAUCGGUCUCGGAACGUGUCUCUGCACGCUCGUCACUGUUGCACAGCUGUCUACCCCCCGUGAGCUCAUCGCAACGACAUCCGGGCUCAUGAUCUCCGUUCGCUCUUUCGGCGGUUCCAUUGGUCUGGCUAUCUACAACGCCAUUCUCGUUGGCAAGCUAAACACCAAUCUCGGCCCCAAGAUCGCCGCGGCCGUCCUACCCCUCGGCCUGCCCGAGUCCUCACUGCCUGACUUCAUCACUGCGCUGAACAACCAGAACGUUGCCGCUCUCGGGAAAAUCCCGGGCGUCACUGGACAGGUCAUCGGUGCUGGUCUUGGGGGACUCCGCGAGGCGUACACUCUGGGCUUCAGGUUCAUCUGGGUCGCUGCCGGGUGUUUCACCGUUGCGACUGCUGUUGCUUCCAUCUUCCUCAUCGACCCCGUCAAGGAGUUCAACAACCGCAUCGACCACCCUGCUGAAAUGGAGGAGGAGCUGUUUGGGAACUCCGCUGCGAUAUCGGUAGCUGCCCAUUAAUCUGCUCAUUAGUCUGAGCGCAUGCAUUCAUCUGAUCGAGCACACUAUUGGCAAGGAAAAAAAGAGGCGCCCGAGCAAAGAAAUGCGACGCAAAAAUACGACGCCAAAAAUACGACAGGGGGAUCUAGAUCGUGGGCUCGGCGGGCUAUUUCUGUUGGUCGCUUUCGCUGCCACAUGCUUUUUUUUGCCUUUAAUUAUGUAUGAUUAGCUAUGCCAGCGAAUGUCUGGAGGGGUGGGGGUUUGAGCGGGCGUUUUUUACUAGGGAGGGAUGUUUUUUAUGGGGGUUUGUGCAUAUAGAUAGAGUAUACUCCGUACAUACUGCACGAGGUAGAUAGCAGGGUACAUCAUAACGUUACGUCGAUAGCUCAGCUCCCGUAAAUAAUAUCGAGAUAACGUACAUGUAACGAG
Molecule: messenger RNA, 2396 nt
Organism: Pseudogymnoascus destructans
Lineage: Eukaryota; Fungi; Ascomycota; Leotiomycetes; Thelebolales; Thelebolaceae
Exons: 4
Coding region: 186-1988 (600 amino acids)
Biological process (GO): transmembrane transport
Cellular component (GO): membrane
Molecular function (GO): transmembrane transporter activity
Source: RefSeq, a predicted model, not a curated record